Molecule: messenger RNA, 1539 nt
Organism: Boeremia exigua
Lineage: Eukaryota; Fungi; Ascomycota; Dothideomycetes; Pleosporales; Didymellaceae
Product: acyl transferase/acyl hydrolase/lysophospholipase
Exons: 4
Coding region: 1-1539 (512 amino acids)
Biological process (GO): arachidonate metabolic process
Cellular component (GO): membrane
Source: RefSeq, a predicted model, not a curated record
AUGGCCAGUAGUGAUGUUGCCACAGAUAGUGACAGUUUUGUGCCUGAACCCUUUGUGAGAAGAGGUACUUUCCAAGACCCAUCUUGGAACGAACGCAAUCUUCUCAGCCUUGAUGGAGGCGGUGUUCGCGGAUACUGGUCACUUUUGGUUUUGGAGAAAUUGAUGGAAGCGAUUGGAGAAGAGGAACAUAGGCAAGCACUUGAAGCGGAUGAAGAUGUGCACAACCUGCACAGCUUUCUUCCUUCGGAGCUACCCCCAAAUGUUACUCAAUGUCCACGACCACCCAGAGAUCAGCAGCCGUCGAAGGCGUUCUACGCGCAGCGAUUCUUACCGUGUCAUUAUUUUGACCUUUUGUGUGGGUCAAGUACAGGAAGUUUGAUAGCCAUCAUGUUGUGCCGAUUUCGUAUGACUGUCCAGGAUUGCCUGCAAGAGUACGAGAAAAUGAGCCACUCGAUCUUCGGAAACCCCCGUUGGAUUUCGCAGCGUAAUGUCUUCAUUGUUCCUUGGCCAAAGUACAGUGCCAAAGCGAUGGAGCGAGCGUUCAAGGAAGUGACAGAUCGACGGGGCGAACGAUUAGAUUUAGAAAGAGAUGCAUCGCCUCUACCUACUUUCAAGACCAAGCCAGGAGUUUGUUCAAUGUUUGCUACCACCUUUCGAAGAACGAAAAGCAAGGAGGUCAACGUCAAGACAUUGUACCUGCUUCGGUCGUACAUCCAUCCAGAGAAGAAGAACUUGAGACGGAAGCCUUGGCGGAUAAACUUUACUUCAGAGGGCGACAUGGAGAUCUGGAAAAUUGCACGGGCAGCAACUGCAGCGCCAUUUUACUUCAGCGAGCUCAAGAUUAAAUCCGACUCAAAGGGCAAGGUCUACUACUCAGACGGUGGCUUUGGUCAAACGAAUAACCCGACCCUUGAAGGAAUUCGAGAACUGGAAACUCUACAUCGCCGGCUUGAGGGUGACAAUGUCAUCUCUGGGUCCAUUGGUGUCAUUGUGAGCAUCGGGACAGCAAGAGCAGAUGACAAACCGGGUGGGACUAGCAUCUUCAAACGGGCCAAGGAGGCUUUUGGGAGGGCGACCAACCCACAACAUGUCGCUGAGGCCGUAAACUAUGACGAUCGGCGUAACUGCUGGCGAUUCAACGACGAACAAGGCCUCAAAAUCGAGUUAGAUGAUUGGAAACCGAGCAACAGCUCGAGACCAGGUCACAAAUCUAUCGCUCUUAUGCGGGCCGGCUUCAACGAGUGGCUGUUAAGCGGGGACAACAUCGACACAAUCAAGGCCUGCGCACGAGAGCUUGUCAUCCGACGGAGACAGAGGACGCUGAAUGCAGCAAAGUGGGAACGGUUCGCGACUGUUGCAGAGUUCCACUGCCCCUCCAGCGAUUGUCACAACACAGCGAUCGAGACCCGUGAUGACUUCAUAGAGCACUUCGACUCGAAGCAUGCACGUCAACCACACGAACACUCCUAUGGAGUACCAGAAAUUACAACAUGGAGAUAUCCAAGCGUUUCGACAAGCCGAUCAUCGACCGUCAUCUGA